This is a messenger RNA of Penicillium bovifimosum, 1836 nucleotides long. RefSeq names its product putative RNA exonuclease Rex3 (gene rex3). The record is from RefSeq and is a predicted model, not a curated record. Gene Ontology annotation, cellular component: nucleus. Bases 1 to 1836 code for a protein of 611 amino acids. Gene Ontology annotation, molecular function: exonuclease activity; nucleic acid binding. NCBI's taxonomy places the organism in Eukaryota, Fungi, Ascomycota, Eurotiomycetes, Eurotiales, Aspergillaceae. The transcript has a single exon.
AUGUCGGCCGACAAUAGUCCGCCUGCCAAAAGGGCCAAAUUGGACGGCUCCCAGUUACCGGAACCUCCGAUUGGCCCUGAAACCCCAAACGAAUUGCCAUCGGAGACGGCACGCCGCGCGGAAAAGCCAGGUUUUCUCAAAGAAAGGCCCGGCCAAGAUGCCUCGACGACUCGGUCCUCGACCGAAAAAGAGGUCAGUCAACCGGCUCCGAGUCAUGGUCCGCCGGUGCCUUCGGGGAGCGAACCUCCAAAGGAUACUGGUUCCUCCUCCGCUUCGGCUGGACUUCCAACACAAUUGCCUCCUCGCAACGCCCCAAAAGAAACGCUCAAUCCUCGUAUGCUCGCCAAUGCACCAGCAACUCAUCAAAGUCGAACUGCUAUUCUUGUGAAGCUGCACGCUGCCAUGGCUUCUCUCAACGAGAGGUUGAGCAAGGACGAGGACAGCGCGAAUAAAUGCUUCGUCCUCACUGCCGAUGAAGUCAUCACAAUGGCUCUCGACGAGGAAGAAAAGUUUGCAAAGCAAAACGCGAGCGUUUAUGUGAAUGUUAUCAAACUUCGCAUCGUGAAAGUCACGAAGAUGGGCAUUGACGAAUGGGUCAAGGAGGUGACAUCUCAUCUGAAUGCGCGUUACUACAAACUCAACCCCAUCCAAAAGCCUCAGCCUCUGGUCCAGCCCAUACCCGUCGACACAGGUCUCGCCCCCGCCCAAGAAGUUGCAGUCGCAUCUCUGCUGGUCACAUCACUUGUUAAUCUCGAAGAGCAUGGGUAUGUCACAAAGCCAGCCACCGAUGCCGAGAUUGAGACUGCCAAGCAAGGCCUCGAACAGGCCAAGGGUUGGGAGCAAUGCUGUCGGUGUAAGCAACGAUUCCAAGUCUUCCCAGGUCGUCGGGAGGAUGGUGCUUUGACCAGUGGUGGUCCCUGUAUCCACCAUCCAGGAAGGCCAGUCCAUCCCCAGCGCAAAAAAACAGAUCGCGUCACUGGUCCCUCGCACCCGUACUUUUCCUGCUGCAGCGAAGCAUUGGACAAAUCUAGUGGCUGCACUAAGGCCGAAUCGCAUGUCUUCAGAGUCUCGGAGGCCAAGCGUCUUGCAUCCAUCCUUCAGUUCAAGACAACCCCGGCACAGCCCGAGAAAGGACCCAUGCCACCCGUCGCUUUUGACUGUGAGAUGGGGUAUACCACUCUGGGUAUGGAAUUGAUUCGCCUCACUGCCGUCAGCUGGCCCGAAGGCCAUGACCUGCUCGAUAUCCUGGUCCGACCGAUGGGCGAAGUCCUAGAUCUCAACACUCGAUAUUCCGGCAUUACGGCGGAACACUAUGCUUCUGCGAAACCCCAUGGCACUCCAAUGCCGGCCACAAGUUCCUCAUCCUCGAAUGAGGAAGGGAAGGUCAAUCUCCCAUUGCAACUUGUCCAGUCGCCCGCCGAGGCACGCGAUCUGCUCCUGAACCUCCUUCAGCCAGAGACACUUCUCAUCGGCCACUCGAUCGAGAACGAUCUCAACGUCUGCCGCAUCAUUCAUCCCACGGUCAUCGAUACCGCACUCUUGUAUCCCCACCCGAAGGGUCUCCCCGUCCGUUGGGGUCUCAAGUCCCUUGCGCUAAAGUAUCUUGGUCGCGAGAUCCAGACGGGAUCCAAUGGACACGAUUCGAGGGAGGAUUCAAUCACUACCGGUGAUCUGCUGAGAGUCAAGGUCGGUAGUAGAUGGAACAACCUGGAAGAGCUCGGAUAUUCCUUCCAUGAGGAUAAGUUGAUCGAUCCGGAGGGCAAAGAAGCGACAACUCCUCCAGCUUCAUGGACAACGGUCCCUGACCCUGGCCAGAAGAGAAAAUCUGGGAAAUGA